This is a messenger RNA of Daucus carota subsp. sativus, 2198 nucleotides long. Its product is annotated as 5-amino-6-(5-phospho-D-ribitylamino)uracil phosphatase, chloroplastic. The record is from RefSeq and is a predicted model, not a curated record. Bases 729 to 1877 code for a protein of 382 amino acids. Lineage: Eukaryota; Viridiplantae; Streptophyta; Magnoliopsida; Apiales; Apiaceae. The transcript has a single exon.
CCACAGGUUCUUUUCCUUUUCUUGAUUAUUCCCAAUCUUUAUGACACCACAUAUUCCAUCUAAUUUUUAGAUUUUCAUUUUGUAUAUAAAUUUUGAUUGAUGUAAUAAAUUAUGCAAUUAAAGCUGUUAAGUUUGAUGGGUUUGCAUAAAGUUGUGUUCUUUAUCAUCUUUUCACCCAAUUAAGGUUGUUGAUUUUGUUGGCUUUUGCAUCAAGUUGUGAUCUUUAUUAUCUUUUCACCCAAUUUAAGUUGUUAAUCUUGUUGGGUUUUGCAUAAAGUUGUGAUCUUUAUCAUAAUCGCUGCAAAUUUAAUUGUUAAUUUUGUUGGUUUUGGAUACAGUUGUGAUCUUUGUAAUCUUUUUAUCCAAUUAAAUUGUUGAUUUUGUUGGGUUUUGGAACAAGUUGUGAUCUUUAUUAUCUUUUCAUCGUUUUGUGGCUAUGUUUGAAGUGAUGCAGAUUGGGAAAAGGUGAUAUGGGUUUGUGGGGUUGGAUAUUUGUGAAUUUUCUUGGUAGUUUUUUUUAUAUAUGUUUGCUUAAGUUAGAUUUGGGUCAAGUUUAAGUGAUUGAUAUGAGGUAGUUGAAGUAAAGUUAGUUUAAUUUUUAUUAAUAAGAACAUUGGGUUGAGUUUUAGGGAUCUUCUUUUGGUGUUAUUGAGAAUAAUUUGGAUUUGAGAAAAGUAUAGAUAGUUAAUCAUAGCUUAAAGCUUGUGGGUUGUUUUGAUUCGGAGAAGAUGGUUGUUGAGUCCAUUGGUGCAACGUCUCUUUUGAGGCACCGUCCGGUAUUUGGACUGCAUUAUAGUAAGGAUACUGGAGGUAGACGGAAGGUAGUUAAUAUAGUGAGGAUUCCUCGGACUGAAUUUAUUGGUCAAAGGUUAGUUUGUUCUACUUCUCGAGGAGUGGGGCCUGCUCGUCCACUGACGAGAAUGGCGCUGGUCAAAUCUCAAGCUAUGGGAUUGGCUCAAGAAGCUUAUUCUUACAAGGAUGAGGAGCGGUUGCCUAGGAAUUUUAAUAUUGGGACUGAUAGUGGUGUUGAUCGUAAACCGGGAAUGUGGCCUCCAGAAAAUAAGGCUGAUAAUGCUGCACUUCAGAAUCCAUUGCUUCGACAAGAAAGGAUGGGUUGUGGGUGGUUAGGUGCUAUAUUUGAAUGGGAAGGAGUUUUAAUUGAAGAAAAUCCCGACCUUGAGAAGCAGGCUUGGUUGGCUCUUUCUCAAGAAGAAGGAAAAUCACCACCACCAACUUUCAUCACUCGGAGAAUUGAAGGUAUGAAGAAUGAGCAGGCAAUUUCUGAGGUUCUAUGUUGGUCGAGAGAUCCCUCUCAGCUAAAGAGAAUGGCCUCAAGAAAGGAGAAGAUUUAUAAAGCUUUGCAGGGAGGAAUAUACAGAUUUCGACCUGGUUCUCAAGAGUUUGUCAAUGUUUUGAUACAUUACAAGAUACCAAUUGCCUUGGUAUCCACCCGACCAAGGAAAACUCUCGAGAAUGCAAUUGGAGCGAUUGGGAUUGAAGGUGUUUUCAGCGUGAUUGUAACAGCAGAGGAUGUGUAUAGAGGAAAGCCCGAUCCAGAAAUGUACAUGUAUGCAGCACAGCUUUUACAGUUUCUACCCGAGCGAUGUAUUGUGUUUGGAAACUCAAAUCAAACUGUAGAGGCAGCUCAUGAUGCAAGAAUGAAGUGUGUCGCUGUUGCCAGCAAGCAUCCUGUGUACGAACUUGGGGCUGCUGAUUUAGUCGUGAAGCGCCUAGACGAGCUUUCUAUUGUAGAUCUGAAGAACCUAGCUGAUAUUGAUUCUCCCGAAUUUGGCGAGCCAGAGUUGGAAAUGGAGUUGGAGGAAGAGGCCGAUCCAUCCUCAUCUUCUUCAGUAGCAUUUGAUGAUGACUUUUGGUGAUCGGUACGCGAUGUAUAGUACUCCAACUGAAUUCUUGAUUUUAAGUGGUGAUAUCUACGACAUGUAUAGUGCAACAAUCUGAUUCUUGAUUCUAAAAGCCCAAUAUUGACUCCCCUUUGUAUAAGUAAUAAAUAGGGGAGAGAAAGUAACUUUGUAAAAACAAAAUAUGCACUGUAAUAGAAGAAAGAGAGAAAAAAAAAAAAGAACUGUUCAGCAAGUGAAAACUCUUGAUGCCAUCAGUGUUAUGUAGUUAUGUAUAGUAGAAUUGUAUUUUAUGUUAGUCGAAAACUGAAAUGCAGAAUUUUCCCUAUUUGUUUGAUC